This is a messenger RNA of Trypanosoma cruzi, 417 nucleotides long. RefSeq lists its product as uncharacterized. The transcript has a single exon. The coding region runs from base 1 to 417 and encodes 138 amino acids. Gene Ontology annotation, biological process: regulation of cell population proliferation; apoptotic process; hippo signaling. Gene Ontology annotation, molecular function: molecular adaptor activity; protein binding; metal ion binding. NCBI's taxonomy places the organism in Eukaryota, Euglenozoa, Kinetoplastea, Trypanosomatida, Trypanosomatidae. The record is from RefSeq and is a predicted model, not a curated record.
AUGCAGGGAUAUUUUGCACUCAACCAACCUGUUCUUCCGUCCGGCUGGCAGAUGGCCUACACUGCGACUGGUCAACCAUAUUACAUGGAUCAUAAUACAAAGACCACACACUGGACGCUCCCGGAGACGGUCAGCUAUUCCUUUGGAGGCUACUACAACCCAGUAAUGGUAGCUGGUGCCGGCGGCGGCGGCGGUGGCCGCGGCGGGCGCGGUGGUCGUGGCCGCGGUGGUCGUGGUGGCAUCGAUCAAGGGAAACGUAAAACGAAGAUGUGCAUCUAUUGGGAAAAAAAUGGUGAAUGCAACUGGGGCGAUCGUUGCGCUUUUGCACAUGGUCAAGGCGAGCUUCGUGCGACGGCAAACUCCGGGACCUCACAGCCUCAACAGCCAUCGCAAGAGGGAGAAACGCCGGCGUCAUAA